UUUCCUUGAUUGUCAUGCAUACCGUCCAUUUGCUGCCAUCGUCAUUCCUGGCCUUGUUUUAACAGAUUGUGUCCAGUUGGAGGUUAAUACUUGAACCGGUUGGGAGUGGAAUAGGGACUUUUUAAGGAUGUCCCGACAACAACUGGCCGUGCAGCGGGCCAGGAAGUCCUUCCAGACGGGGAAAACCAAACCUCUGGAAAGCAGGAUCCACCAGCUGAGGAACCUGCUCCGCUUCGUUACAGAGAGACGGAAGGACAUAGCAGAGGCUGUCAAGAAGGACCUCAGCAAGAGUGAACAUGGGACGGAGCUAUAUGAGACAAUGGGAGUGGAGGGUGAGAUCAAGCUCGCUAUCGAGAAGCUAGCAGAGUGGGCAGCUCCUCGGCCAGUGGAGAAGAGCCUCCUCACCAUAUCGGAUGAGGUCUUCGUGCAUCCCGAGCCCCUUGGAGUGGUCCUCAUCAUUGGUGCUUGGAACUAUCCCUGGGCUGUCACCCUGCAGCCGCUGGUCGGAGCUAUUGCUGCCGGUAAUGCAGCAGUAAUAAAACCAUCUGAGGUCUGCUGUCACUCUGCUAAGGUCAUGGAGGAGCUCCUCCCUCAGUAUCUGGACAAGGACCUGUACCCGGUAGUGACCGGUGGAGUGCCAGAAACCCAGGAGCUGCUCAGGCAGAGAUUUGACCACAUUUUCUACACGGGCAGCAGCGCAGUAGGCAAACUGGUGAUGGAAGCUGCGGCUCGCAACCUCACCCCAGUCACCCUGGAGCUGGGAGGGAAGAGCCCCUGCUACAUCGACAAGAACUGUGACAUCACUGUUGCGUGCCGUCGCAUCACGUGGGGAAAGUUUGUCAACUGUGGACAGACGUGUAUCGCUCCGGACUACGUCCUGUGUGAACCCUCCAUCCAGAACAGAGUACAGGAGGAGAUCAAGAGCUGCAUCAAGGAGUUUUACACAGAUGAUCCAAAGACUUUUGAGGACUACGGACGCAUCAUCAACAAGCGGCAUUUUAAGAGAAUCAUGGCUCUCAUGGAGGGCAGCACAGUUGUUGUUGGUGGAGACUCUGAUGAAUCCCAGUGCUAUAUAGCUCCCACUGUGCUGAAGAACGUUACAGGCGAAUCCAAAGUGAUGAAGGAGGAGAUCUUCGGGCCACUGCUGCCCAUCAUCACAGUGAGCGGUGUGGAUGAGGCCAUCCAAUUUAUUAACGAGAGAGAGAAGCCGCUGGUUAUCUAUGUCUUCUCCAAUGACAACAAGCUGAUCAAAAGAGUAAUAGCUGAGACAUCCAGUGGAGCUCUGCUGGCUAAUGACUGUCUGGUUCACUUUACUGUCAGCUCUCUGCCCUUUGGAGGAGUUGGUAACAGUGGUAUGGGCUGCUACCACGGUCGCUACGGCUUUGACCAGCUGAGCCACAUGCGCAGCUGCCUAAUCAAACAGCUGAAGAUGGAAGGAGUGAACAGCAUGCGUUACCCCCCACACACUGCCAAGAAACUGGGCUGGGCUCGGUUCUUUCUGCUCAAGCAGAUCAAUUUGGGCAGGCUGCGUCGCAUGAUGCUGCUGGCUAUGUUUGUAGGCGUGGCAUCGUUUGUGGUGCAGAGGUUCCUGCGAUGAAGCUCAGCAGGUAGACGGCGCUGUGGCCCGGUGCUGAGGCGAUCCCGGGACAGCCACACGGACUAAUCACCUGUAGUAGAGCACAGCACUGCAGAUGUUUUAUGCUCCAUGAUAUUUCACUGAUAUUUGUUUUUCUUCUGUUAUUGUUGCAUCUCCUUUCUGUUACACGUUUAGCUACACUUUGAGUUUAAUUCUUUGUUUUUCAGUAUUCACUCUGAUUCUGGUAGAUAUUGAAAAUACAAACCUGUCUGUGAUGCUGUGAUUCUUUUAAGAAUAAAAACAAAAUCACUGUUAACUCCUGCUUAAGAGCUAAGCCAGCAAGAUGCCAGUUCUCCGUGUUAAUGUCUGUUCUGUCUGCUAUUGAACAUCAAUAAAAAGUUAAUAGUCAGGGAUUUGCUGAAA
Molecule: messenger RNA, 1999 nt
Organism: Pelmatolapia mariae (spotted tilapia)
Lineage: Eukaryota; Metazoa; Chordata; Actinopteri; Cichliformes; Cichlidae
Product: aldehyde dehydrogenase family 3 member A2-like
Exons: 11
Coding region: 128-1597 (489 amino acids)
Biological process (GO): aldehyde metabolic process
Cellular component (GO): cytoplasm
Molecular function (GO): aldehyde dehydrogenase (NAD+) activity; 3-chloroallyl aldehyde dehydrogenase activity
Source: RefSeq, a predicted model, not a curated record